Messenger RNA from Phascolarctos cinereus (koala), 642 nucleotides. The record is from RefSeq and is a predicted model, not a curated record. Lineage: Eukaryota; Metazoa; Chordata; Mammalia; Diprotodontia; Phascolarctidae.
AUGACUCAGGUUUUUGCAGAACAUUUUUUUGGUGCUGCUGAAGUGAUUGUUCUCACAGCGAUGGCCUAUGACCGGUACGUGGCCAUCUGUAAACCUUUACACUAUGUGACCAUCAUGAGUAGGCGUAUGUGUUUAUUACUUGCAGGCGUGGCCUGGGCAGGAGGAUUCCUGCACUCUAUCACCCAAAUGUUCUUCAUUUUACCAUUACCAUUCUGUGGCUCCAAUGUAAUCAAUCAUUUCAUGUGUGACUUGUACCCUUUGCUGGAACUGGCCUGUACUGAUACACAUGACCUGGGUUUUAUGGUGAUAGCCAAUAGUGGGUUCAUUUGUAUUUUAAUUUUUUUCCUCUUACUUGUCUCUUACGGGUCAUCCUAUACCCUGAGGACAUACAGCACAGAAGGACGAAGGAAAGCCCUCUCCACUUGUAGUUCCCAUAUCACAGUUGUGCUUAUGUUAUUCAUUCCUUGCAUAUUUGAGUAUGCAAGGCCUCUCACCACUUUCUCCUUCGAUAAGAUGGUAGAAAUAUUUUACACUAUUCUGACACCUUUUUUAAACCCCUUCAUCUAUACCUUUAGAAAUAUGGAGGUAAAAAAUGCCAUGAGGCAAUUGUAUUGUAGUAAAGUAUUUUUUAUUAAAAAAUAA